Molecule: messenger RNA, 3172 nt
Organism: Apis dorsata (giant honeybee)
Lineage: Eukaryota; Metazoa; Arthropoda; Insecta; Hymenoptera; Apidae
Gene: Hsc70-5
Product: heat shock 70 kDa protein cognate 5
Exons: 11
Coding region: 229-2292 (687 amino acids)
Biological process (GO): protein refolding; cellular response to unfolded protein
Cellular component (GO): cytoplasm; mitochondrion
Molecular function (GO): ATP-dependent protein folding chaperone; ATP hydrolysis activity; misfolded protein binding
Source: RefSeq, a predicted model, not a curated record
AGGAAGGCCAUGCAAUACAGUGAUUCGUGUAUCCAUUAAGAACUGAAUUCCCAUUGGUUAAAUAAUAUUAUCUUUAUUGGUUGGUGAAAUAGAAGGAGUUCUAUUGCGCGCAUGGUGUGCGCAUUAUUAGUCUCUGUGAAGGUUGCAUCACUACACGUGAAGUUAGAGUAUUCGCGUCUUUUUUUAAGUUUUUCAUAAAUUUAAGCGAUAAAAACGUAUAAAAUCAAGAUGCUGACUGCUGCAAGAUUAUUAACUCGUAGUUGUAGCAAUAUAACCUGCGAUAUUACUAGAAAACAACAAUUUAGCACAAUUCUUAAAAAUGUUGUAGCUCCUACUUUGAACAUGCCCCAACGAUUUACAGAUUUGCAACAAUACAGAUACAAAUCCGAAGGUGUAAAAGGAGCAGUCAUUGGUAUUGAUCUGGGAACAACAUUUUCAUGUGUAGCAGUUAUGGAAGGAAAACAACCUAAAGUUAUAGAAAAUGCAGAAGGAUCACGAACGACUCCAUCUUAUGUAGCAUUUAGUAAAGAAGGAGAACGUUUAGUUGGUAUGCCAGCUAAACGACAAGCAGUUACUAAUUCAUCAAAUACAUUUUAUGCUACAAAACGACUAAUUGGACGAAGAUUUGAUGAUCCUGAAGUAAAAAAAGAUAUGAAAAGUGUAUCUUACAAAAUUGUCCGUGCCUCUAAUGGAGAUGCAUGGGUACAAGGAGGCGAUAGUAAAAUGUAUUCUCCUAGUCAAAUUGGUGCAUUUGUACUCAUGAAAAUGAAAGAAACAGCAGAAUCAUAUUUAAAUACAUCAGUAAAAAAUGCCGUAAUUACUGUUCCUGCAUACUUUAAUGAUUCUCAAAGACAAGCUACCAAGGAUGCUGGUCAAAUUGCUGGACUUAAUGUGCUUAGAGUAAUUAAUGAACCAACAGCAGCUGCUCUUGCAUAUGGCAUGGACAAAACAGAAGAUAGAAUUAUUGCAGUGUAUGAUUUAGGAGGCGGUACUUUUGAUAUUUCAAUUUUGGAAAUUCAGAAAGGAGUUUUUGAGGUUAAAUCUACAAAUGGGGAUACUUUCUUAGGAGGAGAAGAUUUUGAUAAUGCAUUGGUUAAUCACCUUGUAUCAGAAUUUAAAAAAGAUCAAGGUAUAGAUGUAACUAAAGAUGCAAUGGCCAUGCAACGAUUGAAGGAAGCUGCUGAAAAAGCAAAGAUUGAAUUGUCUAGUUCUUUGCAAACUGAUAUAAAUUUACCUUAUUUAACUAUGGAUUCUAGUGGACCGAAACAUUUAAAUCUUAAGCUUUCAAGAAGUAAAUUUGAAAACCUUGUUGCUGAUUUAAUUAAACGUACUAUUCAGCCAUGUCAAAAGGCACUUUCUGAUGCUGAAGUAACGAGAUCUGAUAUUGGUGAAGUAUUAUUGGUUGGUGGUAUGACAAGAGUACCAAAAGUUCAACAAACUGUGCAAGAAAUUUUUGGUCGACAACCAUCAAAGGCUGUAAAUCCUGAUGAAGCUGUAGCUGUAGGUGCUGCAGUUCAAGGUGGUGUUCUUGCUGGAGAUGUUACAGAUGUUCUUCUUUUGGAUGUUACACCUUUGUCACUUGGAAUUGAAACAUUGGGUGGAGUAUUCACACGAUUAAUUUCUCGGAAUACAACUAUUCCUACCAAAAAAAGUCAAGUAUUUUCUACAGCUGCUGAUGGUCAGACUCAAGUAGAAAUUAAAGUACAUCAGGGUGAACGGGAAAUGGCUAGCGAUAAUAAACUUUUAGGACAAUUUACUCUUGUUGGAAUUCCACCUGCACCUAGAGGUGUGCCACAAAUAGAAGUCACAUUUGAUAUUGAUGCUAAUGGUAUUGUUCAUGUGUCUGCUAGAGAUAAAGGAACUGGAAAAGAACAACAAAUUGUUAUUCAAUCAAGUGGCGGUCUUAGUAAAGAUGAAAUUGAAAAUAUGGUGAAAAAUGCAGAACAAUAUGCUAAACAAGAUAAAAUAAAAAAAGAAAGAGUUGAAGCUGUGAAUCAAGCUGAAGGAAUUAUUCACGAUACGGAAUCUAAAUUAGAAGAAUUUAAAGCACAAUUACCACAAGAUGAAUGUGACAAACUCAGAGAUUUGGUUGGGAAAAUGCGAGGAACAUUAGCUAAAAAAGAUGACACGGAACCAGAAGAAAUUAAAAGACAAACAAACGAAUUACAACAAGCGAGUCUUAAAUUAUUCGAAAUGGCAUAUAAGAAAAUGGCUGCAGAACGAGAAGGACAAAGCCAAAGUCAAAGUCAACAACAAGAAGAGAAACCUGAAAAGAAAGAAGAGAAGAAUUAAUUAUUUUUUUAUUGUAUAACAAGGAAUUUCUAACAAAGAGAAAUCCCGAAGUGUAACCCUAACUUUUUGAUGAGCCUUUAUAUAAUAAUACAUCAAAAAAACUGAAGUUAAAUGAUAUUUGAUUUUGAAAGGAAAUAAUUUUUUAGAUUUUAGUAAUGGUACUGCAUAGUGUAGCAACAGUUGUUAAGUGCUUGCUUAUGUAUAAGUGAAUCUCUUUUUAUAAAUGAAGUCUUACUUUAUAUGUCAGGAAUAUUCUCUCUGUUUCUUUCUCUCUUUUUUCUUCUCUUUAAUAUUAAAUAUUUCAUAAACUAUUAAACAGAUUAACUUCCAUAAAAUUAGUUAUCAUUAGUUUUAGUUUUUAAGUUCUACCUCUGUGUAAUGGCUCAUAAAAAAUGAAAGUAACACUUCGGAACUUCUACUUGUAAAGAGUGGCAUGCUAAUGUUGCAAUCGCCCAAGCGUUGGCAUUUUAAUCUGUGUUGUGCUGCGACAAGGAUUGCUACACAUUUUUUGUUAUCAAUUGAUUAAAAGACUAUUUAAGAAAGAAAGCGUUAGCACAUAGCGAAUUUGAUUUAAAUUAAAUAAAUAUAUCCGAACAAAAACAGUUAACAAAUAGUAAGUAAUAUGUACAUUAAUUUAAAAAAUCACGAAUUUUCGCAUAAAUUAUAUUUUUUCUGAUCAUAAUAAUUUGUUUACUUUAAAUAUGUUCAAAUUAAGUAUGAAAUUACGAAAAUCACAAUAUAUAUAAGCAUAUUUCCUGUAUUUUGACAAAAAACUACGUUUUAACUGAUUCGUAUGUUCAGGUGACACAAUUGAUUAAAUAAUAAAAACGUUAUAUUGUUUUGUUUAAUGGAAAUGUGUAAUGAAUAAUUUUGUAUAUAA